Molecule: messenger RNA, 1377 nt
Organism: Pyricularia grisea
Lineage: Eukaryota; Fungi; Ascomycota; Sordariomycetes; Magnaporthales; Pyriculariaceae
Exons: 2
Coding region: 96-1319 (407 amino acids)
Source: RefSeq, a predicted model, not a curated record
GGCAAAGGCUGGUUGGGGUGACUGCUUGGGCGGGUGGGAUUGAGGUGGAGGAAACCAAUCCUGUCUGUCCUGGGCAGUGUAGAGGCACAAGGCAAAUGUGUAUGUGUGUGUGUGUGUGUGUAUGUAAGAGAAAGAGAGAGGCUCUGAGACCGUUUAUCUGGUCUCGUUUCACUAUCAUUCCCACCAUUUGCAAUUUCCUCCCAGUCCACGAGAUCCGAGUACAGAAGUCAGACAUGUUCAGGCUCUACGAAGUGGACCACGAUGCAGACACGUUGCUUAUUGUCCGCCCCUUGUCAGAGGUGACCAAGAACUCUGAAUUGGUAGUCAACGGACAUGGGGAUAGCAGGCUGGUCAAUGGUGUCUCCGAGCCGCAUAUCAACAACGGCCAACACUUCAGCACAGAGCUCCGGAUCAAGGUCUCUUCCAAGCAUCUGAUUCUUGCCUCCCGCCAUCUUUCCAACAAACUUCGACACACUCCAGCCGUCCAGUCGGAUGGAAGAAUACACAUUCAUCUGGAUGAUGUCGACCCGGUUGCAGCGACCGUGGUGAUGAACAUCAUCCAUUGCCGAGGCCAGAAGGUCCCACGCACCGUCGCUCUCCAGACCCUCGCCGAUAUCGCCGUUUUCGUGGACCGAUACCGAUGCUUCGAUGCCGUCGAGGCCCAUGGUGACAGGUGGAUCAGGGGCUUAGAACAUAACCUAGUAGAGGCGCCAGUGGGUAAGGCGCUGAUGCAGUGGAUUUAUAUUUCCUACGUCUUUCGGCAACCCUCACUGUUCAGGCGCGUUACUGGAAUCGCCGUGGCGCAAAACACUGAAAUUGUUGGAACCUAUGGCUUGCCAAUUCGCCAGAAGAUCAUUGAAGGUAUCCAUAAACAGAGACAGCAACUACUGAUACAGGCAGUAGGCGCUGUAAAUGAUGCGCUGGGUUGUAGCGCGGCGGUUUCUGUUUGCUCUCUUGGCUGCGACAACUUUCUCCGCAGCGCCCUCCAAGCCUCUCUCGACCGUUCUGGUAUACCGUGGCCCCUCAACGCUGCCAUUGACGGUGUCGGGGUUGGGGCCCUAAUCGAGGCCUCUCAGGAGGUUGAGAAAAUGCACCAAAACUGGCACUCCAACAUCGGUCCUGUCUUCGCUAAGCCACUGUAUUCAAGCAAACCGAGCAAGCCAGGAACGCAUAGUACCGACUCAGAGCAUCACAAAGCCACCCUUGUUCGGCAGCCGCAAUGUAUCGAGAGGUUGAGGCUGACGGAGCAUUUGAGGAAAAUCGAACGGGAAGCCGGAGGGCUGGAGCUGGAGAGUAGCCUCGGGUACACCUUGUACUGAUGUAUACAUAUAUAUAUAUAUAGAGAGAGAGAGAGAGAGAGAGAGAGAGAGAGAAAGA